Messenger RNA from Pteropus alecto (black flying fox), 1562 nucleotides. RefSeq names its product spermatogenesis associated 17 (gene SPATA17). The record is from RefSeq and is a predicted model, not a curated record. Gene Ontology annotation, molecular function: protein binding. Gene Ontology annotation, biological process: mitotic cell cycle; establishment of meiotic spindle localization; spindle organization. The transcript has 10 exons. The coding region runs from base 229 to 1266 and encodes 345 amino acids. Gene Ontology annotation, cellular component: spindle pole. NCBI's taxonomy places the organism in Eukaryota, Metazoa, Chordata, Mammalia, Chiroptera, Pteropodidae.
GUACCCACGGAAAACGCAGCGGCAAAGCCAUCAGAUAUUUCCCCACACCAGAAUUUAUUCGUUUUCUUCCUAAGGUUCCAGAAACUGAAACAAGGGGAAACAAAAAGUGGAGUCAAGGCCAAGUGGAACCUUCCUUCCCCCCCCCCCGCCCGGAGCAGCGUCAUGGUUCAGCCCGGUUGCCUUGGAGACCGAGAGUAACACCACGGGGAAAGCGGACGCCCGGAGGCGAUGGCCACGUUGGCCCGGCUGCAGGCUCGGUGGACGACUGUCAGACAGCAGUUCUACUUUAGGAACAAUGCUGUGGAUGUGUUUAGAAAAAAAGAGUAUGAUGCAGCAGUUAAAAUCCAGAGCUGGUUUCGAGGAUGUCGAGUUCGGGCAUAUAUCAGGUUUUUACACAGAGUAGCAAUAAUUAUUCAAAAAUGUUGGAGAGGUUACUUAGGAAGACAACAUUAUCAACUAAUUGUGAAGAUUCAGAGACGAUGGCGAGGCUAUAGGAUUCGGAAAUACUGCUUUAAUUAUUUUUAUCUGAAGGCGUACCUGAGAGCUGUUUCAGAGACCAACGAUGCAAUUAGGGAGGCGCUGGACGAGUUUGCAGAGAUGAAAGAAAGGGAAGAGAGGAAGGCCAGCCUCGAAAGGGAGGAGAAGAAAAGAGAUUACCAAGCCCGGAAGAUGCAUUACCUCGUCAGCACAAAGCAGAUUCCAGGCAUAUACAAUUCACCGUUCAGGCAGGAGCCCGACCCUUGGGAGCUGAGGCUGCAGAAGGCGAAGCCUUUAACCCACCGAAGACUCGAGCUUCAGCCGCAGCGCUCCAGUUGCCUUAGCAACUGGCUGGCGUGUACCACGGCGCGGUCCUUCCCUCGCUCCGAGUUUCUGCCGCCCAUCCAUAGGAGACAAUGCCAGGGGCCCUUUCGUGACAUCGCCGAUGUAUUAGAACAGCGCUACAAGCCUUUGGAGCCCACCUUGUGGGUGGCAGAACCCAUGGAUGAGCUGAAAGAAGCCAGGGAGGAGCUCAAAAGACAAGAAUGGAUAAAAAACAUUCACGACAACAUGUUUUUGCCAUUUUCUUCCCACCAUAAGAAUAGAAAGUACAUCCCGUCAAUGCAUAUGUCGAGCAAGUACGAUCCCAGCUCUCACGGGUGUCCGCGGUUCAGAGACGAAGAGCCUGAGAAGUGGAUCAGCAACAAGAAUUUCCAAACUGUAUUGCCACCAAUCGAUCUCUUCUCGAACUAUGGAAAAAUGUAUUCAAAAGCUGGACAAAUUUUAUAAAGAAAAUAAAAGAAGACAGAAUGUAAAAAUGAGGUUAAGGUGUGAAGUGACUGUGGAAUAGAAGACCCCCCACUGCCUGGAACCCUGCUUCCACGGCUGGCUGAGUAACCUUGACACAAGUCAGUCAGUGUCUCUCUCUCUCUCUCUCUCUCUCUCUCUCUCUCUCAUCUGUUCAAAGAAGAAAUGGGAACCAUUUCUGGUUUAUUAAAAAGCUCUAUAAUUCUAGAAAGAAAAUACAAAUGAGGACUUAGGUCAUACUUCUUAUGAUUCAAUAAACUAUAAUAUUUUACACCUGA